Messenger RNA from Stegostoma tigrinum, 2117 nucleotides. Its product is annotated as protein eva-1 homolog B-like. The transcript has 5 exons. Lineage: Eukaryota; Metazoa; Chordata; Chondrichthyes; Orectolobiformes; Stegostomatidae. Bases 596 to 1120 code for a protein of 174 amino acids. The record is from RefSeq and is a predicted model, not a curated record.
GAGCCGCUGAUGGAUGUUAGCUGUUCGCGGCGGGUCUGCUGAGAUCGGGGUCCUGCCUGGUGCCCACAACAAGGCAGCAGCUGGCAAGCCCUGCAAGGUGGCACCACUGAGAAGCCUCGGGGGGGGGGGUGGGGAGGGACAAUCAUGAAAAAAUAUCGGUGAUCAGAGCGAUCAGAGCACUCACAGAGCUGAGAAUCCAGCUGCAGCCACUGCAAGGCACAACUUGGAAGGGAGUGAGCAACACUCUGCCAGAGCCCCUGGCUCUUGUCAACCACUCGCCUCUUUCUCUCCGUCUCUCCCCGCUGAGGCUACAGACACUGAGCACCGAAGACAGGGCAAGGAGCCGGGAGAAUUUAUAUCCUGAGCUUAAAACGUUGGAGGAGGAAAAGUGAAAGUUGAAGAUAGACUGAAUGAAGCAAUGCCUACAGCAAAUUAUACUUCUCAGAGAGUUCUUUCUCUUCUUUUAAUUUAUUGGGCAAUGUGAACGACAUCCCAUUGAAACCCUCCUGCUUGGACUUCUCCAUCAUUCCAAUCUUCGGACGAAACAUUCCCUGGAGCUGACCCGUUGGCAAGCUGCCCUUACCUGCUGAGCUGAAUGGAUAUUCCAAAGGCAGAGGUGACCCUCCUCACCAACAGCAUCCAAGCCUACAUGCAAAUUAAAUCAAACCCAGAAAAGGCUGCGUUAUACUUCAUCACUGGGGUAUGUUUUGGCCUGAUGCUGACUCUCUGCCUGCUGGUAAUCCGAAUAUCGUGCCACACUCGCACAGGAGCUGCCCCACCGGCAAAGGGGAAGGUCGAGGAAGGCAGCGAGGAAGAGGACGAGGAGGAAGAUGAGGAGGAAGAGGAAGGAGACAGCGUGUUGCCCACGAUGACAGACCUGACCCUGGCCAACCACACCCAGCCCCACACCAACUCCAAUGUGAAUGUCUUCACUUCGGCCGAGGAACUGGAGCGGGCCCAGCUGCUGGAAGAGAGGGAGCGCAUCAUCCGCGAGAUUUGGCGAAGCGGGCAGCCAGACAUUCUGGGCAGUGGCUGCCAUCAGUUUGAAAUGGAGCUGAUGCCCAAUGGAGGUCAAAGAGAACACCGAACCUGGAGCCCGACCUCUGAGGGCAAGUACUAGAACAGGAAAGGAGAAAUUAACCUUUCUUUCAGACGAUAAAGAAAGAAUCUUAUCAAUUAGCCAUGCAAAGCACACAACCAAAGAUAAUUGGAUAAGAACUUGCACAAAAUCUAUGGAAUUACCAAAAAUCAGAAAGCACAAUGAAACGAAAUAGAACCAAAAGAUUGCAAAAUAAAACUCUCCUCAUUUAGUGUAGAUUUGUGUUAGAACACUGUUAUUGCGUUAAAGGCACAGCUGUUUCAUUCAGUAUGUAGGCCUGGUGACUGCUAGUCAUUCCAUUGAUGGGGGAAGAAGCAAAUCAUUUACCCAGGAGAACCUAACCUGAUCAGAAGCAUUCAGGUAUUGACAACCCAACAACUUGUCAAAGAGGUAAUGAUACGAUUACAGGCCCUCUCAAAUUUGUCAGCUUUAACUGUUGCUAUAAAAGUAGCUACUGAAACCAGAGAGCGUGAUACUCAGCUCCCCAAUUCCACCUGGACUGUGACCAAAUCAACCUUUGUAUGCUGUAGUUUUUGUAUAUUCAAAAGCAGUAUUUUCUGGUGAGCUCGUGAAUGCUUGAUAUUUUAAAGUAUCUAACUAAUGCAAUGACCUGGGCCCAUGUCCAGGGCCUCAUUGCAUAUGGUGCUUGGACUCUUUAAGAUAUGCACUAGUGGAAAAUGGUACUGGCUUUACCCAGAAUGGGACCAAGAUGUUACAUGUCGCUUGCCUGUAUAGUUCAAUGUGUUUAAUAUUGACGUGUCAGAAGUAUCUUGUCUGUAUGGUCAGAGACACAUCUGACAAAUGCGGAUAGAUUGUUGCAUGUGAUUGGUUUAUACGCUGCAUUACAUGUAACUUACCAAUAAGGAUUAAGAUGUUACGUGUGACAGAAGAACCUUAUUGGUGAUGUCUCAAUAACACAAAAGAUUUUUGUUGUUGCGGCAACCAGUUGAGACUUUAUAACAAUAUAAUACAACUCUUACUCAUUGAUAGUAAAAAUAAAUCCUAUUCAUGAAAUCCA